Molecule: messenger RNA, 246 nt
Organism: Acanthoscelides obtectus
Lineage: Eukaryota; Metazoa; Arthropoda; Insecta; Coleoptera; Chrysomelidae
Source: the annotation of a GenBank genome assembly
AAUAUUCAUGUCCUUCACAACUAUUGCAAGAAGUGCCAAAUGUACUCCACUCCGUAUUUGUUACUUCUCACUAUUUUAGUCGCACAUGGCAUAUCGCAAUUAUUUUAUGGACCGGAGCGGAGCGCUCAGGCAGCUAAGUGCUUGGUGCAGAGAAGGGUUGUUAGAUUGAUGGUAGGGCUGAAAUACAGAGAUAAUUGCAAGUAUGAAAUUGAAGCUGCUGACUGUGCCAAGUCUGCAUGUGUAUGA